GCUUUCUAAUCAGCUACCGUAAAGAAGGCUCGAGACAGUACGAACUGAAAGCAGAAACAGAGUCGGAAUGUAACGCUUGGAUUCAGUCGAUUGAGAACGCUAGUUUCAGCAAAACUAUGCUAAAGAAAGAGGAAUUAGAACAAAAGCAUCUUCACUUAGUUCAGAUUGUAGAGAAUGAGAAGACCUGUAAAUGGCAGUAUACACAGCAGUGUGAAGAAUUGACGUUGGAAAUCAAGAAACUAAGAGCUGAGCUCUAUGCCCUAAAGAAGGCGUGGCAUUUGACCCCCAACCGUUCGGAGGAUGAACCAGAAAGUGAUGAAAUAGCUAAGAUUAAAAAGGUACGUUCUAAUUACAUCAGCCUCACAUCGAGAAUGGAAAGUUGGUCAACGUUAGUUUUAGGUGAUCUGUUUGAUAUGUUACUGCCAAUGUUGACGAUCUACCAAGAGUACGUCCGAAACCAUCAUUACAGUAUUCAAGUCUUAGCCGAGUGCAAGCAGAGAAAGAAAUUCAACGCAAUGCUACGUCGUCUCGAGGAAAAACCAGUUUUACAGGGGCGUACGUUAGAGGCCUUUCUUACUUAUCCAAUGCAUCAGGUUCCACGCUAUAUCAUUACCUUGCACGAGCUUUUGGCCCAUACUCCCCACAGCCACGUCGAAAGGAAGAGUCUGGAGAUAGCACGUGCUAAGUUGGAAGAACUUUCGAGGCAAAUGCACGAUGAGGUUAGUGAAACAGAAAACAUUCGAAAAAACUUGGCAAUUGAAAGGAUGAUUGCUGGAGGUUGUGAUAUACUUUUGGACGUCAACCAGGUGUUUAUCAGACAAGGAAGUGUUAUUCGCGUUGUUGGUGGUGACAAAUCCCGACUGCAGCGCACCCGUGUGAGAGAAAGUGUACAACAGUGCUUUCUCUUUACUAACCAUAUUCUAUUAUGUACCAGAACUUCGUCAGGAAAACUUUAUUUUGCAGAGGGAGUGGGGAAAGUCUCUUUAGCCGAUGCUACGUUAGUCGAAGAUCCGAAUGAACAGUUUCAGUUUUCUGUGGAAGACGGAGAGAGUUCUGUGAGUUCUGCCUCAAGCCAGUCAAACGGACUCAGCGAAACGAGUAGUAUGGCGACAUCUAGCGGUUCCGGUGUACAGAAAGAUUAUGGUGGGCUCGACUUCAAGAUUGUCGUGGAUAACAAGAACGGGCCACCGGUCGUCAUUCAUCUGGUAGCCCCGACAUCGCAGGAGAAAGCAGCAUGGACUAGUGAUAUAAGUCAGUGUAUUGAUAACGUACAUUUCAACGACCUGUUUCACAGCACUAUGAGUGAAUUCUCUUCCGUCACGAUGCCUCAUUUCAUCAGGUAG
Molecule: messenger RNA, 1343 nt
Organism: Limulus polyphemus (Atlantic horseshoe crab)
Lineage: Eukaryota; Metazoa; Arthropoda; Merostomata; Xiphosura; Limulidae
Product: ras-specific guanine nucleotide-releasing factor 2-like
Exons: 11
Coding region: 117-1343 (408 amino acids)
Molecular function (GO): guanyl-nucleotide exchange factor activity
Source: RefSeq, a predicted model, not a curated record